AUGCAGUGUGGGAACAUCACUGAGUUUAAUGUGCAGAUCAUGAAGCAGGUCUGGAUUCCAGUUGCUGAAGGAGUCUUCAAGGACUUGGUCAAGAAAACGGGUCUGGAUUCCAAGUUCAAGAUUGACUCUGCUGGCACCAUUAAUUACCAUGAGGGAAAUCAAGCGGACCCAAGAAUGAAGGCAGCAACUAAAAGGCAUGGGAUUGAGAUAACAUCUUUGUCCAGGCCAAUCAAGGUGCCUGAUUUUCAAGAUUUCGAUGUUAUUCUUGAAAUGGACAAGCAAAACCGAGCUGAUAUUUUGGAGGCAUUUAAUCGAUGGAAAUUUAGAGAACCACUGUUAGUAUCAAAAGUGUUGGCAUUCCACUUAAACACAAAAACUCUACCCAAGGUCAUGUGCAGCCCAAGAUAA
Messenger RNA from Rosa chinensis, 408 nucleotides. RefSeq names its product low molecular weight phosphotyrosine protein phosphatase-like. The transcript has 4 exons. The record is from RefSeq and is a predicted model, not a curated record. Bases 1 to 408 code for a protein of 135 amino acids. Lineage: Eukaryota; Viridiplantae; Streptophyta; Magnoliopsida; Rosales; Rosaceae.